AUGAAUAAAAUAAUAUAUUCUGCCGAUUUUUUGGAAUCGGUGAACAAAGAAACUGGUAGUAUUUUGGAAGAUAUCAAUACUAUAAAUCUACUAUGGGACCAAUUGGACAGUAGCUUCGAAAAAGUAUCUAGUCAAGAAAUGAACGAUCUACAUGCAAAAUUUUACUUUUUUAUAAAAUUCAUUCUGGAGACAUGUAAAGCCAAUGUGGCAAUUUUUGGUUAUGUAUUACAAGAAUUAAGAAUUGCAAAAGCAGACAGAAAUGUUGACAAAAGUAUCGUUUUUGAAAUAAAUCACGAGGCAAAGAGACUUUCCGGAAGUUUUAAAGGCAUCAAGACAAAACAAGAUGAUUUACUAAAUGCCAUCGAUAUAUGCCGCCAAAUGUGGGAUUAUCAUGAAUUUGCGCAUAACAAAACAUUUAUUAUACGUAUGUUCGAGAAUAGCAUACGGAAGGGGGCUCAAUUGACUGAAUCCUUUUUACAUGCAUACUUAAGUAUUCAACGGGUUAAAGAAGUUGCUAAAAUUUCUAAUAAAAAUUAUAUCAAGCCGGUAAAGAAAACUUCCAAAUCUACCGGAGCUGCUGAGUUCAGGGAUAGUGCUAGCAUCGUCAUAGACAAGGUUGAAAUGACAAAAGAUAUUGACAAGUCAGUUGAAGAAGUUACUCGGCUAAAAAAACAGUCGAUGAUUGAUGACUUAGCAAUCCAAAUUCAGGAAUUAAGUAGCAAACUUGUUUACUUCAAUGAUCUCAUAGAUAAUGCCGCAAGUCACUUGGUGACUUGUGUAAAUGAGAUCGAAUCCAACAAAGACGCUUUGAUUGCACGAAUGGGAAAAGAUGGGAGCAAUAUCUUUAAAAAAUUUGUUGAAACUCAAGCUAUAAAAAUGGCCGAAAUUACCAACGUACUGCAAAAUAGUUUUGAAUGUAUUGCCAAAGAAAUUUCCAAAAAAAUCGUACCCACUCACUUCAUUAAUUAA
This is a messenger RNA of Mucor mucedo, 969 nucleotides long. RefSeq lists its product as uncharacterized. The transcript has 2 exons. Lineage: Eukaryota; Fungi; Mucoromycota; Mucoromycetes; Mucorales; Mucoraceae. The coding region runs from base 1 to 969 and encodes 322 amino acids. The record is from RefSeq and is a predicted model, not a curated record.